AUGUCUCCCGACACCGUCACCUCCAGCAUCCUUAACGCCUCCCAGCACGCUCAGGACAAGAAGGAGCAUGAGUCCCACCAGGAGAAGAAGCCCACCGGCGCCGGAGUGAACACCGGAGCGGGCAGCAGCAGGCCCAAGACCGAGGCCGAGUUGGAGGCUGAUCGCGUCUAUGAGGAGAGGAUGGAGGAGGAGUAUGCUAAGCGGGAGGGUGGUGCCUAA
Messenger RNA from Sordaria macrospora k-hell, 219 nucleotides. RefSeq lists its product as uncharacterized. NCBI's taxonomy places the organism in Eukaryota, Fungi, Ascomycota, Sordariomycetes, Sordariales, Sordariaceae. The record is from RefSeq and is a predicted model, not a curated record.